GAGGCCAGAAAAGGGUGAUGGUUCCCUGGGGUUGUAGUUACAGGUAGUUUUGAGCUACUGAACUCAGGUCCCAUAGAAGAACUGGAAAGACCCUUAAUGAUUUAGCUGUCUCUUCAGCCUCCCCCUGACCCCACAACACACAUGCUUUUUUACUGAGACAGGGUCUCAUGUAGCAUGUAGCUCAGGCUGACUCUGAAUUUGCUAUGUGUUUGAGGAUGCUCUUGAACUUACCCAAAUGCUAGUGUUCCUGGCAUGUUGCUUGUUGUCCGAGACAAGAGUUUUCCUGUGUAUCCCAGGCUGGCCUCAAAAUUCUGCCUGCUCAGUGUUGAAACUACAGCCUAGCCAACAUUCCACUGACCCCUGAGACCCAGAGGGACCAGGAAAGGCGGAUCCGACGGGAGAUUGCCAACAGCAACGAGCGGAGGCGCAUGCAGAGUAUCAACGCCGGCUUCCAGUCCCUCAAGACCCUCAUUCCCCACACAGAUGGAGAGAAGCUCAGCAAGGCAGCCAUUCUCCAGCAGACAGCAGAAUACAUCUUCUCUCUUGAGCAGGAGAAGACUAGACUCCUGCAGCAGAACACACAGCUGAAGCGCUUUAUCCAGGAGCUGAGUGGCUCAUCCCCAAAGCGGCGGAGGGCAGAAGACAAGGACGAGGGCAUUGGCUCACCCGACAUCUGGGAGGAUGAGAAGGCUGAGGACCUUCGGAGAGAGAUGAUCGAGCUGCGGCAACAGCUGGACAAGGAGCGCUCUGUGCGGAUGAUGCUGGAAGAACAGGUGCGCUCCCUUGAGGCCCACAUGUACCCGGAAAAACUCAAGGUGAUUGCCCAGCAGGUGCAGCUGCAGCAGCAGCAGGAGCAGGUGCGGCUGCUGCACCAGGAGAAGCUGGAGCGGGAACAGCAGCACCUACGGACCCAGCUCCUGCCUCCUCCAGCCCCCACCCACCACCCCACAGUGAUCGUGCCUGCGCCUGCCCCGCCUUCCUCUCACCACAUCAAUGUUGUCACCAUGGGUCCCUCCUCAGUCAUCAACUCUGUCUCUACAUCCCGGCAAAAUCUGGACACCAUCGUGCAGGCCAUCCAGCACAUUGAGGGCACCCAGGACAAACAGGAGCUGGAAGAGGAACAGAGGCGAGCAGUUAUCGUGAAGUCCGUCCGCAGCUGCCCGGAGGCCCACACCUCUGAUACCGCUUCUGACUCCGAGGCCUCGGACAGCGACGCCAUGGACCAGAGCCGGGAAGAGCCUUUGGGGGACGGGGAGCUUCCCUGACCACCCCCAGCCCUCCUCUCCCUCCUGGGGGCUAGAGGGGGCCGGGGCAACAACAGGGAGAAACGUAGGUGAAUGAGAAAUUUUUACAAAAUUAUGAUGUCAUUUGGGUCUCUUUUAUGACCUCCUUUUCAAUACUGUAAGUCGACCUUUGAUCGAAGCCACCAGAGCCCAGGUCCCGGGGUUGUGGUGGUACAGCACGCGUGGGCGCAUGCGUGGGCGCAUUGGGACUCCAGGGCUGGGCCUCGGCCCUGGGGCCGGGGAAGCUGACACAGAGGUGCCUGGCCUCUCUCGCCAAAAAGCUUUUAAAUUUUUGUUUCGUUUUGGUUUUGUUUUUUUUUUUCCUUCCAUUUAAACGUGUUUUUAAGAACAGGGAAAAUCAAAUAAAACCCCAAGGUAUUGCUCACUCCCCAGAGUCAGCCCGAGGCUGUCAGUCUUCACCCCUUCCCUCUAUUGGGUUGUCUUUUUCUCUUGUAAGCACUUACAUGGGUUGGGGGUCAGGCUGGGUUGGGGCUUUCUGGGGACCCGGAACCCCAGAAAUCGGGAAUUGGGGAUCCACAUUGCUUCUCGGUUGGGGUUUGCUGCUGCCAUUGUUCCUUCCCCUUCCCCACCUCAGUACCAGAAUUGGCCACUCUCCGUCUCCACCUUCCCUUCCAGAGUUCCUGUCAUUGACCCCAAAAAUGUCUUUGUCUCUCUUUUGUUUUGUUUGUUGUUGGUUUUAUUUUGGUUUCUGUAUUUUUUUAAUUUUUCUUUUUUUCUUUUUUACAAUUUUAAGAUCUUUGUGUCCAAGGAGAAGCUAUUAUAUUUUGUUAAGAAAAUGGGGGUAGGGAACAAAAUACCAAGAGGCCAUUGUGCCUUUGUAAAGAAACAAAAUAAAAUUUGUACUUUGUUUUUUA
Messenger RNA from Grammomys surdaster, 2158 nucleotides. It is a transcript of the gene Tfap4, whose product is annotated as transcription factor AP-4. The coding region runs from base 429 to 1265 and encodes 278 amino acids. Gene Ontology annotation, biological process: regulation of transcription by RNA polymerase II. Gene Ontology annotation, molecular function: RNA polymerase II cis-regulatory region sequence-specific DNA binding; DNA-binding transcription factor activity, RNA polymerase II-specific; protein dimerization activity. The transcript has 7 exons. NCBI's taxonomy places the organism in Eukaryota, Metazoa, Chordata, Mammalia, Rodentia, Muridae. The record is from RefSeq and is a predicted model, not a curated record. Gene Ontology annotation, cellular component: nucleus.